Molecule: messenger RNA, 6161 nt
Organism: Python bivittatus (Burmese python)
Lineage: Eukaryota; Metazoa; Chordata; Lepidosauria; Squamata; Pythonidae
Gene: ATP10D
Product: ATPase phospholipid transporting 10D (putative)
Biological process (GO): phospholipid translocation
Cellular component (GO): plasma membrane
Molecular function (GO): ATP binding; ATPase-coupled intramembrane lipid carrier activity; ATP hydrolysis activity
Source: RefSeq, a predicted model, not a curated record
UAAUGUUCGCUUAAACCGCUCUGGUUAUGAAGGACAACCCUAACUAUUAUCUUGAAUGCUAGCUUUGUGUCUUGCUAAGAGAAGGCGGGGCUUAAAUAUGGCUGCAACCGUGUAUACGUGCGCCAGCAUUUUUUCAUUGUUUCCUGUUGCCGGAGCAAUUUUUCAUUGGAAAUCUAUGCUUUCGAUUUGCGAAAGGGGGUGCGGGAAUCCUUUGGUAAAUAACUCAAUUUUGCCUGAAUUAUUACAUCUUGGCUAGGAAAUGAAACUUUGGUAGAUUAAUUAAGCAAAGGGAAUUGUAGUUGUACCUUUCACCAAGAAUGACAUGCUUCUUUGUAACUGACGGAUUACAAUUGAGAUAGACAUCUGUGACUGAUAGGUUUUUCUAGAGUGCCUUCAAAGGUAGCUAUGAAGUAAAAUCCAUCAUCAUCAGAGUUUCAUGGUGUGGUCCAAAUGUUCUUACCUAGAUAUUAUUAUCAUACAUAGACUUAUGCUUUGUACAUUUCAUAAAUAUGCCUUCCAGUACACGUUUCACUCUGAAUCGUAAACGGUGAAUAUGUCCGCAUCACUAAGUAACUACUUUUCUGCACCAUCUCUUGCCCUGAGUUCAGGGGCGAUGUGUGUGUCUAAAAAAAAGUCAGCUGCGACCAAGUGAUCCAAACCCCACCUCUUUUUUGGUUUGAAAAGGCAGAGCUUUCGUUGCAGUCACAGUCCCCAUCUUGGUGUUUUUGACCUUCCCUCUGGACACGCCUGUGGUCAGUAUGCCCAAAAUUACAAAGAAGGAGAGAUUCACACGCUUAGGCAUGCACUACCUAAGAAAAUGUAUCUUGGUCACUACUCCCAGAGAAAAGGAAAAAAAUAAAAUGGAAAAGCCAACUUUGGGGAAGAUAAGCAUGUGUUACUUAGACAGAAACGUCGUCAUACGGUCUCAGUGUUGGGGGGAAAGCAAUAUAGGUGAAUGUUGAAUUCUGAGUAGAUGAAUUCUGAUAAUCGAUUUUGAACUCUACUGUAAAAAUUGUCAUUCUAUAAUGCUUCAGCCUGGGUUACAUGAAAUACCUGCAGUGCACAUCUUAAGAAAAUACAAUCAUUGCUAAAGAGCAUUUCAUUCCAAACAAACUAUUUCAGCAAAUCAUUUUUUCAAGGUUCUCUAAAAUUCUCAGUGCCUCUUUUGAAAAAUACAGGUGGAAAAACAGAGUCGAGAUUAUAGUCCUUCAUAUACUGUAUCUUGUGUUUAAAUUGUAUGUAAAACUCCUUUGAGAAAAGUACACCAUUCUUCUUUGCUUCAGACAACAAUGAUGUUAAUCUUUCUGUAUUGCCUUCAAGGAUGGGUAGGAAUAGCCUCUUGUUGGGAUAGGCUCUGAGCUCUAAGAUUGUGCAUUAAUUAUUUUAGAGGCUGCGCCCUGCAUUUUUGCUAUGAGCUGGAGCUGAGCCGCCCUGCCUUGCAAGCAAGAUCCUGCAUUAGUUGAGCAGCAACCUUGUUCCUCCUUAAUUGCUUUUGCAAAACUUCAUACAGUGCUGGCUUCUGCUUCCAUUCUCAGUGCUUCCGAAGGCAGUAUAAUUAGGCACCAAGAUGUCUGUUCCACCUCUUAGCAAAUAGGGGCGGUGUACGAAAGCCCAGGUACAACAGCGAAGUGGUUGAACUGAAUCUUGCCCCAUGGUGGUUAUGCUGAGUUGGAAACAAUGAGUGUGAAGUUUGGCCCUCCCUCAAAGCAAAGCAAACUGGUUACCCCAAGAAGCUAAUGCCAACGUCCUGUGGGAAGAAAAAGUAAUCUGCAUGAUUGUGGCUUAUUUGUAUCUCCUACACUGACUUUCUGUCCCAUUGCUCAUGUUGAAAUAAUAUGAAUAAUACACACUUUCCAGUGAUCUGGGACAGUGGAACCAGUACUCAGUUCCAUGGCAUGAAUGGCGCCGUCUUGUCUUUUGCCACCAGCAGCAGAAGGUCUCUGCUCUUCCCCUUCCUUUCCAGCUCUUGGGCUUUUCCUGGUGUCCAUUUUUCCAUACUGUUUUUUUCUUUGAAAGCUAGGGCUUAUUCUGAACAGCUGAACCAAGGGUGAGGAUUCAUUUUCACAGUCCCUAACCAGAAGCUGUACCUGAGCUUGCACAGGUUGAAUUAGUGGGCACAGUCCAGUCCAUGCGUGGAUCCAGAGAGCAGACUGACUCUCCACUGAAGGCAAAGGAAAGACCACCACCACCAUCUCAGAGAGGACUCCCCCACCCCACCCCGAUUUGCUGGAUCCUUCUGAGAACAUGGCAGAGCGGUGGUGGGGAGCACGACAUUGUUGGCGGUGGCUGAAAUCUGCCAUGUGCAGGCAGAACAGCAUCAGGCCUGGAGCUCCAAGUUGUGACACACUGCUGCCCCCUGAAAAGCCUAAGAAACACAGGGUAGUAAUACCUUGGCCAACGCAUUUUAAAGAAGAAUAUAAAAAAGUAUCCAACCUUUAUAGGAACAACAAUAUACGGACUACAAAAUACCGUUUUUGGUCCUUCAUACCUAGGAAUCUCUUUGAACAGUUUCACAGAGCUGCCAAUUUGUAUUUCUUAUUUAUAGUUCUGCUUAACUGGGUUCCAGUGGUGGAAGCCUUUAGAAAAGAAAUCACAAUGAUUCCACUCUGUGUGGUUCUCACCAUUAUUGCAGUGAAAGAUGGCUUGGAGGAUUACACAAAGUACAAAUUAGAUAAAAAGAUAAACAACUUAGUCACCAGUGCAUAUUCCAGAAGAGAGAAGGACUAUGUAGAUAAGUUUUGGAAGGAUGUUACUGUGGGUGAUUUUAUCCGACUGUCAUGUAAUGAAGAAAUUCCUGCUGACAUGAUACUGAUAUAUUCUACUGAUGGAGAUGGAAUCUGCCAUAUUGAGACUUCAAGCCUCGAUGGAGAGACCAAUCUGAAACAGAAGCAGGUGGUGAAGGGCUUUGCGGAACAGGUCAACGAAGUUAAUCCGGAAGACAUUAUAUGCAGAAUAGAAUGUGAGAGUCCUAACAACGACCUUAACUCCUUCCGGGGCUUCAUUGAGAAUACAGAACAGGAACGAGUGGGCCUAAAUAAGGACAACUUGCUGAUGCGAGGAUGUACUGUCAGAAACACAGAAACUGUUGUCGGCAUUGUGGUGUACGCAGGUCACGAAACAAAAGCGAUGUUAAACACAACAGGCGCUCGCUACAAGCGAAGUAAGCUGGAGAAGAGAAUGAAUGGGGAUAUCCUCUGGUGUGUGCUGCUUCUAAUUGUGAUGUGCUUUACAGGGGCGAUAGGGCAUGGACUCUGGCUAAGUGCCCACACAGUUCCACCCCUAUACACAAGUGGGAAACAGCCACCUGCAGGACUGGGAGGUUUUUUAAUGUUUUGGACGAUGAUAAUUUUAUUGCAGGUCUUGAUCCCAAUUUCUGUUUACGUUUCCAUUGAAUUUGUCAAACUGGGGCACAUCUUUUUGAUCAAACAUGACAUCGAUUUGUACGAUGAGACUUCCGACAGAAAGAUUCAGUGUGGAUCGCUGAAUAUUGCGGAAGAUCUGGGUCAGAUUGAAUACAUUUUCUCGGACAAGACUGGAACCCUCACGGAGAAUAAAAUGGUGUUUCGGAGGUGCAGCAUUGCAGGAUUGGAGUAUGGCCAUGAAGAACAUGCAAAGAGGCUAGAAACAUAUCAAGAUUAUGAAACAGACGAAGAUGACGGAGCCUUCUUCUCCUCCCAUUGUUCACUGAAACAUCCAUCCAGAGCGAAGUUCUUUGGCCGCAAAUCAAGUGGAUUCCUGAGUUCCCGGGUUUUUCACAGUACCAGCACCAUGGGACUUGGUGGUUGGAGACAACUAGCUUUCAGUAGCCCUCUUGAGACUGAUGUUGUGCCAGACAUGCGACUUGUAAAGAAGGUUAAUCAUAUCUCAUUCAAGGCAUAUUCGUACACGGAAAAUCUCAGAUCGAUCCCAGAAAUAGUGUACAUCACUGAAUUCUUCAUUGCCCUGGCAAUCUGCAACACUGUUGUCGUUUCAACACCUGACCAACCACGACUUAAGAGAAGAUGGUCUUCCAUGGUCAGAAUGCCUGCUUUAAACCUGGGCGAAUUUAAAAAUAUAUUCCAAAGGCUGUCGUCAAUCCGCAGAAUGAGCCCGCAAAGCUCAGGUUCAUCUGGAGGACAUUUUGAGAGCCCCAAAAGAGCAGGAAGAUUGUCUGUUCAUGUGAAGUUUCCAUCUUCUUUACCAGUACAGUUAUCUGACUCUCUGGAAAUGCAAGGUUUGUCCCCUGGCCAAAAAAUGCCAGAUACUUUAAGUGCACCUGAUGAUCGUAGAGAAGAAUUGUUGUGUGAAUCACUAAACGCCACUGAGAUAUGCUACGAGGCAGAGAGCCCUGAUGAAGCAGCCUUAGUUCAUGCUGCCAGAGCUUACCAGUGCACCUUGAAGGCUCGAAGUCCUGAGCAAGUGCAGAUUGACUUUGGUCCUCUGGGAACCUUGACCUUUCAGCUGCUGCACAUCUUGCCUUUCGACUCCAUCCGGAAACGAAUGUCGGUGGUGGUGAAACACCCAAUUUUAAACAAAGUUGUAGUGUACACAAAAGGGGCAGAUGCUGCCAUAAUGAAUUUGCUGGACAUGGAAUUAACAGGCAAUAAAAAAAUAGGGAUGCAAAAGAAUGCAGUAAAGGCAAAAACUCAGAAGCAUUUAAAUGAUUAUGCUACAAAAGGACUGCGCACUCUUUGUAUAUCUAUGAAGGUGCUGAGCGAUGAGGAAUAUGAAGAGUGGCUGAAAGGACAAUAUGCGGCCGAAAGCAGCAUCGAAUGCCGAGAGCAGCUGCUCCUGGAGUCAGCGGAGAGGCUUGAGGACAAACUAACCCUGCUUGGCGCCAGUGGAAUUGAAGACCGAUUGCAAGAAGGUGUUCCAGAAACCAUAGAGGCACUUCGAAAAGCAGGGAUUAACAUUUGGAUGCUAACAGGAGACAAACGUGAGACGGCCAUCAAUAUUGCCUACUCCUGCAAAUUACUGGAUGUGUCGGACAGACUUUUCACACUCGAAGUCGACAGUCUGGAGGCCUGUGCAAGCAUGGUAAAAAACAUUUUAGAAGAGAUCAAUAGAAUGAUUCAUACUAAGAAAAGGAGGAACCCCUCAGGAACAGAGAUGUCCACCAGCAGCUUUGCCUUAAUUAUAAAUGGGCCGACGUUAGAAUUUGCCCUACACAAAAAAGUACAAAGAGCGUUCAUGCAACUCGCGGCACGGGUCCGGGCGGUCAUCUGCUGCAGAGCAACACCCCUGCAGAAAAGCAAAAUGGUGAAACACGUGCAGACGGAGCUGCAAGUCAUGACUUUGGCGAUUGGUGAUGGGGCCAAUGAUGUUAGCAUGAUUCAAGUUGCUAACAUUGGAAUUGGAAUCUCUGGGCAAGAAGGCAUGCAGGCUGUGUUAGCAAGCGACUUUGCAAUUUCUCAAUUCCGGCACCUCAAGAAGCUGCUGUUUGUUCAUGGUCACUGGUGUUACACCCGACUGGCUGACAUGAUCCUCUACUUUUUUUACAAGAACGUGGCGUACGUAAAUCUCCUGUUCUGGUAUCAGUUCUAUUGUGGGUUUUCGGGAACUCCCAUGAUUGAUUACUGGAGUCUGAUUUUCUUCAACCUUCUCUUCACAUCAGUACCACCGGUCAUAUAUGGUGUUUUAGACAAAGAUGUCUCUGCAGAAACUCUCAUGAACAACCCAGAACUUUACAAAGCAAGUCAGAAAAAUGAGCCCUAUGUGGGUGUAGCCUUUGCAAUGAACUUGGUGGAUGCAUUUUACCAAAGCCUGGUUUGCUUUUUUAUCUGCUACUUUACAUUCCGAGGUUCCGAUGUAGAUGUCUAUUCUUUUGGGAACCCUAUGAAUACUACCAUGUUCUUUAUAAUAUUGCUACAUCUUCUGAUUGAAAGUAAAAAUGUGAAUAUUAUACACUUCUCUGUUUUUGCUGGUAGCAUCUUCCUGUAUUUCUUCGUUCUCGGGCUUUUGGGAGCUUUCUGUGUCCUCUGCAACCCACCAGCCAAUCCAUAUUGGAUUAUUCAGAGACAAUUAGUAAACCCAAUGUUUUAUCUCGUCUGCAUGAUCUCAAUUACGCUGGCUCUGCUUCCAAGGUACUUGUUCAGGGUAAUCCAAACCACAGUAUUUCCAAGUCCAUUAAUACAAGCCAGGAUUCUUGAACAACAGAGCCGUGUGCGAUAGAAGAGUUGGCA